CGCAUCCCAUCGAUUUUUUUCUUUCUUUUGGAGAUAAUAACAAUGGCGUCGUCGGUGGAGCUUCCGCUGGGGUUGCCAAGAACCGUGGUGCUGAAGAACAAGAACACGCACACUUUCCUGCGCUACACAAACGAAGAAGGCGGACAGCAAGGCCUCCUCCAGUUCACGGGGAAGGAAGCCGCGAGCCCUCUGGCCAAGUUCAACGUGGAAGCCUCCAAGACAACGGAAGGACUGGUCCACAUCCGAUGCGCCUCCAACAACAAGUACUGGAGGAGAUGGAAAUCCACCAACGACUGGAUCGCCGCCGCGGCCGACAGCCCCGAAGAGGACCAGUCCAAGUGGUCGUGCACGCUCUUCAAGCCCAUCAAGGUGGAGGCCGACGACCAAGCCCUCCUCGUCCGCUUCCUCCACGUCCAGCUCAAACACUACGCCUGCCUCUUCGCCGGCGCACAUCCUUACACCUUCUUCCUCUUCGCCGGAGCGGCAACGCCCAACAAAGACCUCUUCGACGUGUGCGAGGUGGUGGAUCGGGAAGCGCUCGUGGUGCUGCCUCAGCACGUGGUGUUUAAGGGCGACAACGGGUUGUACCUCCGUGUUGGCGAGCCGACCGCAAAUCGGAACUCGAUUCUUGAGUUCUCCGGCAACGACAUUGGCGAUCCGUAUGUAGGGCAUCAGGUGUUCACCACCCCAGAUGGGGCCAUUCAGAUCUUCGCCACUGGGAACCAAAAUUAUUGGUGGUUGGGAACAGAACGCUUCCCGCCGUUCUAUCCCUCUAUGAUUUAUGCGGAGCGCCGCGACAAUCCUGACAACAACCCGAGCACACUGUUGUGGCCUGUCAAACUAGACAAGAACGUCAUCGCUCUGCGCCACCAGGUCAACAACAUGUUCUGCAGGCGGGACGCAAGCACGGAGCAAGGCUUGUUCCUUGAAGCUGGGGUUCCCACCAUCACCCACGAGGCGAGACUCCAGGUGGAGGAGCAGGUGCUAUCCAGGGAGAUUUACGACGUACAGUAUCGCCUUCUUGAUGCACGAAUCUACAACCAGAAGAUCAUCACCGCGGCCACGGAGGACACCACCAACGACAGCCCCAACCCGGUGACCAACACGCUGACGCUGACGCACACGGACACCAAAAGCACCCAGUGGGAAGACAACGUCACCGUCCAGCUCGGAGUCACUGCUUCGCUGACAUGUGGCAUCCCCUUUAUCGGGGAGGCCUCCAUUGAGGUCUCGGCGGAGGAGUCCCACUCCGUCACCUGGGGUGAACAGGACGAAACCUCCAACACGCUGUCCAACCAGUAUGAUGCGACGGUGAGUCCCUACAGUAAGAUGAAGGUGAGCCUGGUGGCGACACAAGGUACCUGUGACGUCCCGUUUUCCUACACUCAGAGGGACCUUCUGUUCGACGGCACACCGGUUACGUACCAGAAGGACGACGGGGUCUACACUGGGGUUAACAGCUACAACUACCAGUAUCAGACCAAAGAGGAGCCACUGCCCAACAGGCCGCCACCCUCCGCUUAACUUCAUCAUCGGCUUGAUGCCGGCCAGCCGCUUGCUUGCUUGCUGUUUGGGAUUUGAUGUGAAUGCGCAUGCAAGCCACUCGCUGUUGCUCCUUUGCUUGCUCUUCUGUUUGUUUUCUCGAUCGCGUGUUGCUCUAAUACGUACCCAUGUUAAAUGCUCUUAUGUUUGUUUUCUCGCGCGUUUCCUUUAAUUAUUUCCUUUUCCUGGUGUUUCUCUGCUACUACCUACCUACGUACUCCUGUUUUCAUGUACUUGUUGUUGUGAUCUCAAUAAAAGCAAGCAUUCCAU
Messenger RNA from Linum trigynum, 1812 nucleotides. Lineage: Eukaryota; Viridiplantae; Streptophyta; Magnoliopsida; Malpighiales; Linaceae. The record is from the annotation of a GenBank genome assembly.